UGGUCGCCGAGAGGCGGGGCUACUCGACCGCAGGAGAGGUGGCCGCCGCGGUGAGGAGAGCCAUGGGUCAGGCGGCCAAGGUUUUACAGCUCUUUAAAACAUUACACAGGACCAGACAACAGGUUUUUAAAAAUGAUACCAAAGCAUUAGAAGCAGCCAGAAUAAAGAUAAAUGAAGAAUUCAAAAGUAAUAAAAGUGAAACUUCUCCCAAGAAAAUAGAAGAGCUAAUAAAAAUAGGUUCCGAUGUUGAAUUGUUACUCAGAACAUCUGUUAUACAAGGUAUUCACACAGACCACAAUACACUAAAACUGGUCCCUAGGAAAGAACUCCUUGUAGAAAAUGUGCCAUAUUGUGAUGCACCAACUCAGAAGCAAUGAGUAUAAAAUCAAGUCUUUGUAGUUUUUAAUCUUAAAUAUAUGACACUGGCAAAAGUUUUAGAAAUGCACAUAUUUCAGAACUAGCUUCUUGAAAAUGAAUGAAUUAAAGUCUCAUAAUUAAAUUUCACAUUAAGAGAACAUUGUUGAAAACUGCAGAACAUAGUUAAAUAUUUCUAAACAGCAUUAGAUAAGACAUGUCAUUUGUUUUGAAAAUCAAACUUUAUGAACUAAAAUAAAUGCUCAGGAGGUAUGUCAUAUUCAUUUCCCUUUGACCUUGAAGAGUAUUUUGUUCUUAACUAAGAAUGCAGUGUUUUGACAAACUGGUAGAUUUUCCUCCCUUGUGAAAUGAAACAGAUUGAAAUUAUUAGAUUAAAUUUGUUUAGUCCCACAAACAUUAAAUUGGUCAAAAAAAAAUCAUAGUGUGUGCCAACUCUCAACAGAAAGUGGCCUUUGUUUCCUAAAGCACUGAAAUUAUUUCUAUAGCUAAGAAAUAAUUAUUUGGUUUCCUCUCAGAAAUAGAAUAUAUCUCUCUGUUCCUGUAAAGACAUUUUUCUAAUAAGUCUUUCAAGGAUAGAUGAAUAAAAUAUCAAAAUCACCUAGGAUCACUGUAGAAUAAAGAAAUCCUUUAUUUUUUUUUUAGGAAAUAAUGACCUUAAUCAAACUAUAUAAUACAGCCUUAGGAGAAAUAGUGUACUUAGACCACAGCUAGACUUUAUUGUGAAAAUGUAUUAUGUGGCUACAUUCUUCCCAUUUUAAUCAAUAAAACUUAAAUGGCUCUUCUUCCACAUGUCCCAUCCAUCCCUGAUGUGAUUGGCAGUAUCACAAAACAGCUUGCCAUCCUACCAUCUAAAUGGUGGGAACUAUAAAAUUGUACUUAAUAUUCUUCUUGUUUCUCUUUUAUCUGUGUAUUUUUACCAUUCUCUUUUCUUAGUGAACAUUGUGUUCUCUGGGAGUGUGUUUCUUCUCCCAUUCAAUGAUGAUACAGGGUUUUUAAUUUUUGUAGGAUUCUUAAUGCAUGCUUUGUUUGUUGGCAAAACAUAGGUAUAUCCAUACUGGAUAUAAAAUGUCAUAUUUUAAAAUAAUUUAAUUUAAAAAUAAUAAAAUGAUUUUAGGAGAUCAAAGACUUUUCUAAAUUCUUCAUAUUAUAUUUGACAUGAAGUCAUUGACUAUGUUUAAUGCCUUCUUAUACUUGUAAGAAGAGUAUUUAGAUCAGAGAGGAUGACAGAACAUGAGAGACUCCUAACUCUGGGAAACGAACAAAGG
Nyctereutes procyonoides (raccoon dog) is the source of this 1640-nucleotide messenger RNA. RefSeq names its product LYR motif containing 7 (gene LYRM7). Lineage: Eukaryota; Metazoa; Chordata; Mammalia; Carnivora; Canidae. Gene Ontology annotation, biological process: mitochondrial respiratory chain complex III assembly. Bases 63 to 377 code for a protein of 104 amino acids. The transcript is spliced from 5 exons. The record is from RefSeq and is a predicted model, not a curated record.